Molecule: messenger RNA, 5005 nt
Organism: Dunckerocampus dactyliophorus (ringed pipefish)
Lineage: Eukaryota; Metazoa; Chordata; Actinopteri; Syngnathiformes; Syngnathidae
Product: proline-rich protein 5-like
Exons: 10
Coding region: 194-1462 (422 amino acids)
Biological process (GO): TORC2 signaling
Cellular component (GO): TORC2 complex
Source: RefSeq, a predicted model, not a curated record
UCAACUCAUACAUGCGUUCCCCUCCUUCCCCCGAGUAAAGAACGCGCUCACGUUGACUGGUAGUGUAGUUUGAUGGAAGGAGGCUCAAGGAGACAUUAUGUGGAUUUCAAAGCGCAACCAUGACGCGCAGACUUCUGAAAAAAUGCUGACUACACACCGAUGUUGCAAUUGCUGACACGCUGCCGACUUCACCAUGGAAAGAGAAGGCUCCUUCAGGAAGAUUUCGAGGAGUCUCCACAGCAGGUUGAGGUUGGCCGGUGGCUCAUCUUCCAGCCUGACCGACCUCUCAAAGACACCUGGAGGAGGAGGAGGAAUGGAGAGGGUGGUGGCGGAGGAGUGCAGCAGGGACAAAGGGACCCAGCAGAGGAGAGCUGGGGCCAAUGCCACCUGGAACAGCAUCCACAAUGCAGUUGUCUCCGUGUUCCAGAAGAAGGAUCUGGGAGAGAAUGAGCUCUUCUCUUUGAAUGAAGGCGUCAGGCAGCUGCUAAAGACAGAGCUGGGCUCUUUCUUCACCGAGUACCUUCAGAAUCAGCUGCUCACCAAAGGCAUGGUCAUACUGCGGGACAAAAUCCGCUUUUAUGAAGGUCAGAAGUUGUUGGACUCUCUGGCCGACACGUGGGACUUCUUCUUCUGUGAUGUUUUGUCCAUGCUGCAGGCCAUCUUCUAUCCAGUGCAGGGGAAAGAGCCAUCGGUGCGUCAGCUGGCACUGCUCCACUUUAGGAACAUCAUAACCCUUAACCUGAAGCUGGACGAGGCUCUGGCACGACCUCGAGCACGAGUGCCGCCCUCCAUCAUACAGAUGCUCCUCAUACUUCAGGGCGUCCACGAGUCCAAAGGUGUCACAGAUGACUACCUGCGUCUGGAGUCUCUCAUUCAGAAGGUGGUCUCUCCAUACCUUGGCACCCAUGGAUUAUAUUCCACAGAUGGUUCGUCCAAUCAGCACUGUUCUUCCUGUCUGUUAGAAAAGCGUCUUCAGCGUUCCAGGCUGUCCAAAUCUGGUAACCCCCCUACCGUGAAGAACCCGGUGGUGCGCUCAAAAAGCUACAACGUUCCCAUGCUGACCCCUGUCGUGGAGAAUGACGUGGACUCGACAGCAGGUGGGGGCGCUGGUAUCAGACGCCACUCUGUGUCGGAGAUGACUUCCUGCGUGGAGGAGAGCCCCCCCGUGGCUGAAUCCAGCAUUAAGCACUCGGGUACCUCAAGUCAGAACCCCCAGGUCCAGCAACCCUCCCCUCCAAGUGAUUACACACACUGUAUGGACUCUCUGGUGUCAGACUCCCCCGUGUGCUCCAGAGUUCUGGCGCAGGACACAAGCUCAGGCUCCAGCCCGUCGUCCAGUCCGGAGAUCACCGCGGAACUCCGCAUCCCGGAAUCUCUGGACUCUGAGCCUGAGCACGACGGCAUCUUUCUGGACUUCUCCAAAGCCUGCGCUGGAGGUGCAACACACAGCAGUAUAGAUUGACAGGUGACAAUCCAGUACCUUUUUAGCUUAUUUAGUCAAAUGAACCAUCAGUUUAAUCAGCAGGUACCCCAGCAUGAAUGAGGUUAAAAUGUUGAUAAUACAGUAGCAAUAAAGCAUAUAGCUUACAAUGAAUAGCAAGAAAACCUUGCAAACACUGCCACCUAGUGUUCACCCCUAUACCUGCAUAUUGUAAUAGCCCCACCUUCAAACAUGCUGACUGAUUAUAAUGAAGAAGCACUUAGACAAUUAAAGCAGUUUAUUCUAAAUGCAGCAAAUGGCAUUCAAAUCUAAUUAAUUGAAAGAAAAGUUUAAGUAAUGCAGCAGUCUUACAUUCUGGUUAGAGAUUUCAGUCUUAUACUAACGAUGUACAGCAGAAAUGAUGAAAAACAUUUGUGAAGCCGAACCCAGCUCAGCUUUACCUGCGAUCGGCGUAAAAGUCUACAUUUUAAAUAUAUUUUCUAUAUAUGUAUGUCAUGUAACAACCAGGCCAAGUAUUCAUGAUGUCACUAACAGCCACAGUCAGUGGAAGACGUUCCCGUCACGUGACGUCAGCAGGCGAGACUCUCCGUGCUGCAACGUGAAGAAGGAUUCCGGUUUCAGCUCGUUCUCCUCCAGAGCUUCUUGGAGGCGACGCGGCGGCUCCAGAUAGUGCUGGGUAAAGGACAAAAGUGGCUUCAGUUUUUGGUUUCCAGCUUCUCCACCUUUCUCGGCAUACAAAUACUCAUGCAGCUUAGCAAACAAAGGCCCUUUUGUUGGGAACAUAAUGGUGAUGGUAUACAUAGUUUUACCUCAUAGGCCAGAGCAAAAGUCCCCCAGUGAAUAGCCAGUGAGUGUUUGGCCUGAAUGUCCAUGUGGAUCUGCACCGCCUCCUUUGGGUCUACAUGCUGCCCUUUCAUCACAUCCCUACAACAAACACCACCAUUAUUCUUCAGCAAAGUCCUAACAUGUAGGAGGCAUGAGUAGAUGUUCACCUGGGAAGAUACGCUCCAAUGGGGAUUGCCGCCAAGUCAAACGGUCCAAAACGUCGACCGAUCUCCUUGAAGGCCGGGCAGUAGCCAGUAUCGCCAGCGAAGAAGAAGCGGUGAUCUGGACCCAGUACAGCCCAGCUGGCCCAUAAGGACUGAAAAAAGAUGGAUGACAUGUUUAGCGGGCAUUGUUAAAUCAAAGACAAGAUAAGUAAGCCACCGUGUUGUCGUCCACGGCACUGCGUUUGCUCCAGUGCUGGGAGGGCGUGCACACAAACGUGACAUCAUCGUGAGCCGGCACGCAGUUCUCCUCCCACCAGUCCAGCUCCAUCACGUUCUCACAGCCCGCCUUGGACAGCCAGUCCAUCAAGCCGAGGGGCACGAACCUACAGACACUCCUGGUAAGCGGCGUUUGAAGCCAUUUUAGAGAAUACCAGCAUGGUGCACGUACCAGCGUAGCUCCCCUCCAAAGCGUGUGUUAAGGCUGGCCACUGUUCCAGCAUCAAGAUGAUCGUAGUGGGAAUGACUGAUGACCACAGCGUCGAUCCGGGGCAACUGGAGAACCAGACCCAGUUUAAAUAAAGCACAUAGAUGUUGUUUGAAAAGCAAGCACACCUGUUGCACGCUACAAGGUGGGCCUCUGUAUCUUUUAGGACCCAUGAACUGGAACGGUGACGCCCUCUGGCUGAAAAUGGGAUCUGUCAGAAUAUUCAACCCGUCCAGUUCCACCAGAACUGAGGCGUGACCCAGCCAGGUGACCCUCAGACCUGGACCGGAGAGGGAAAGGUCCGGGUUCUGGACAAAGUACGGCUCCAUCACCGGUAGCUCGUUGUCAAGGGCCUGGAAUGAGGCGAAGCAUAGGCGUAAUAAUCACUUUGCCCACCAGGAAGUGCUGACUCGUGACGACGCACCUCUUUACUAGUUGGGAUAUUGCUGUGGUUCUUGUCCAGUAACAAGAACCGGAGCAGGGUGGAGUAGGAGGGGAAGCACCAUGUGGGCCAGGGGUUGGUGAAGCGGCCAUGUUUGUCUCGACAGGACUUUGUCACAUCUUCCUGUAAACAAAAAUACAAUGAUGCUCCCUUCUAUUUAUUUAACUAUAUACAGGUAUGUACUGUAUUCAUGACUGAUGACCUCAAUGCGGUAGUCCAGUCGGAAGCUCUUGCGUGAGGACCGGCAAGAGCUGCUCCUCCUCUGGGCUUGAGGACCCGCCUCUCUGCCCUCUGCCCCCCUCAGCACGCCACCAUCCUGCAAAUGUAAAUAAACAAUGGCAACCAUUUUGGUGACGCACUGUAGUUCAUUUCACGCCUUUGGUACCUCCACUAGGCCUGUUCUCUCCUCCGGGGCUCCGCUGUCUGAAGAUAACGACUUUUCCAUGGGCUCACCUCCACAUCUGGCAUGGACAAACACCAACUUUUACAAUAUUUUAUUCAAAUGCAGACAGGAGGAGGAUAACAGCAUCACAGUGUUACUGUGUAACGCUUUGUAUGUGAGAUAGAAUGGGGUCAAAUUAAUCCAGUCUUGUAAAAUGCACAACUGGAAGCAGAUGUUAGGAGGUGCAUGCCACUCUUCCUAAAUGUUUACUUGAAGGACAACUGGACGUAAAGUUGUCUACAGUGUGGUCCAACAGUGUGAGAAGAUGGAUGGUCCAUUCAUUUUGAUCAGGGGCAUCCUCCUUACUGCAGUGGUGCGUUCACUACACACACUAUAUUUGUGUGAUUCUCCGACAACAACGGCGGCCUGUGGUUGAGAACCAAAACAAAGGUGUGCAGUGUGUGCAGCCAUUUGUGGCUCGACGUGCUAAAUGACAAAAAAAGCACUAGAGUUGGCAGACAUCUCUGUCUGUCCUCGAAAUGUAUUUGCGAGUUUAUAAAUAGUGUCGUUUCUCUGCAGCACAGACCACUCUCGAUGAAAGGUGCAGGUUAUAAAUAGGACUUAGUUUCCGUGUAGCAUUAGUAAAUUAAGCUAAAAAAUAUCAAACAAGUUAAAACGAGAUGAUUUGGUUACUAGCAGCGAUAGCAGUAACAUCGUACUAACGCCCCCUCCCCACAAACAUUAUAGGUAUCGUACAAUAUACCUGAACAGUGAACGCAACAGCUAGCAAGAAAACAUGUUAGCCAAACAACCGUGCUACUAAGAGAUAUUGCUAACUCUACGACUCUUGUUUAGCAGAUUUCAAAAUAAACUUUAGCUGGCUAAGUCAUGAAAUAAGAGAAAUUACCGUCAAAGACGUCGCUCACAAGCUAAAGAAAGGUUUUUGCAGUCGAGUGGCAGGCGGAAGGUGAAAGUCAUUGGUCAACGUAGGGGAUUGGUGACGUCAGCCUAAACGUCACUGGGGCACAUGAUCACAGUUCGUCAAUUAGCACUUUAAUUACAGCAACAGAAAACGCACUAGCUCGUUACAUUUUCAUUAUAAAUAUUAAUUACAGGACACUGGAUACUUGCGUUUUAAUUGUAUGUGCAUUUCAUAGAAUUACAUUUAUAGAUUAAUGCAAAUUUUGCAGAAUAAAAAUACAUAAAUAUGUGGUUGCUGUAAAUAAAUAAAUAAAACAUGUCUGCAUUAGACAUAUUGAUAUUUAUA